CCGUGAAGACGAUAAAUAUGGGGGAGCAGAGGGGGGGAGAGAGAGUAGAUGGGUCCUAUUGAUGGAUGAUGAGGCGUAGGAUAUGAUUCAAGCUCGAUGUUGGCUGAUGGCCUUUUCUCAACGAUUGUUGCAAGGCAAAAGACCCGGUCUAGAAUGUGCGAAGCACGCAGUUGGAGUGGUCAGACUUUGCCUCGCCGUUGCUUUGCUUCGAGGCUGGUGCUGCGUGCGUUUCGAACUAGAGCAUCCUGUGCCGCAGCCAAGAAGUCAUGGAUGUUGGUGCACAGCAAUUGCGCAUAUCAGGCGAGGUGUUGUGGAUACAUGCAGAGGAAAUGUGAUGCGACGGAGUUUUGUGUGCAAGGCUGAGUUUGAGAGUCUGGCUGUGUACAACGUAGAUCAAUGAAGGUGACAUGGAAAUGUGAAUGAUUAGCAGGAUGAGCAUAUUACAUAUUACUAUAAUAAGCGGAGUUAGGGCUAUAGGGCGAGGGAG
Mytilinidion resinicola is the source of this 487-nucleotide messenger RNA. RefSeq lists its product as uncharacterized. Lineage: Eukaryota; Fungi; Ascomycota; Dothideomycetes; Mytilinidiales; Mytilinidiaceae. The record is from RefSeq and is a predicted model, not a curated record. The transcript has 2 exons. Bases 107 to 400 code for a protein of 97 amino acids.